Messenger RNA from Cucurbita pepo subsp. pepo (vegetable marrow), 4743 nucleotides. The record is from RefSeq and is a predicted model, not a curated record. NCBI's taxonomy places the organism in Eukaryota, Viridiplantae, Streptophyta, Magnoliopsida, Cucurbitales, Cucurbitaceae.
ACAAAUAAUCGAAGAACGAUCUCGUACAACAUUCUCCGGUACUUAUACGAAUCAAUACAAAUUUAAUGAUGGUAGGUAUAUACAAAGAGAAAAGAAAAAGGUAAAAGCCCUAAUUUCUGGACCAUUACUGAGUUUGCGAAGAGCCGAAUUUUCACCUUCCAUGAAAAAUCUCCAUCUCCCGAAGGUAAUCUUAUUCGUUGUUUCCAUUUCAAUCUUUUCCUGCCGAUUUGGGUUAGAGAUAUCGUCGAUUUGGGUUUCUUAUGUUUCUGACUUGAUUCGAUUGUUAGUCUCUCUCGUUAUCAUCGGCAAGACGAACGCGUAUUAAUCAGCGUUUCGGUAUUGUUUCCAUCUCCGCCUUUAGGAUGGUAAUCUCUUUGAAUUGGCUGACUAAGAUAGCUUUACCCGCUAUCGAGUAUGUUUCUUUCGAGGCAGAUUUGUGGAAGUUUGAAUUUUUGGUCAAGGAGCAGUUAUUCAAAUAUUGGAAUGUCUUCUAGCAAUUCAAUCGAAUUCCUCAUGAAGUGGUUGAAUAUAUGGGGAAUAAUUUUAUCAUUAAUUUUGUAUUGUUCAUAAGGAUUCUGGCAUCUUUUGUUCGUUUAUGGUGGAUGGAGAAGUUUUUGCGUGGGUAUGAGAGUAAUAAUUAGGGAGAUCGAAGAAGUAUGAGACUCUGCAUAGUUGCUCUGAGAUUUAACUAUGUUAUGCCCAAAAGUUAACUGCUGGAGUUUGAUAGAGUUUAUUUUGCUGGGUGUCAUUUGAUCCAAUCUCGAGGCGUGGACCAUCUAAACUUUUGUAGUUAAAUUUUUAACACAAGAACUUCAUAGGGCAUGCAGGAUUUAAGAUUUGGAUUCGGGUAUUAUUAUAUUUUUCACGAUUAAAGCUUGCUGCAUUGCUAAUUUCUUUAGUCUUGGCUAAUUGAUUAUUUUGACUCAAUGUUGGUGUAAGCUAUCUUGUAUGUUGAAUCCUUUCGAGGAUUACUGAUGUGUUAGUAUCCAUACAGUGCAGAAUUUGAAAGUGAUGCCUGAGCUUUUAGUGAGAAUUCUGCGUUGGAUUAAAGUGAUAAAAGAUGAAAAAUUUAUUUAAGACACUGAGAUAUUGGAAGAAUGAUGGCCGUACCAGAAAGUGAAGAGGUUGGUUUUAAGCACAUUGGGUUGUCAGGUAGUGAUUAUGAUGCAAGUCUCCCUAUCAAGAAAAGGAGAUUCCCGGUUAUACAGCCUCCUCCGUUUCCAUCUAAAGAUAUAUCUCCAGAUGGGAAUUUAACGAAGACUGAACAGCUAUCUCCACCUAAAGGCGUAUCUUUGUUUCAUACCAAUGAAAAUUUAAUGAAGAGUGAACGGCCAAGUCUAUCUGUGACAAUAAUUUCAAGUUCUAGUGCAAUCACAAGUCCUAGGUUGUCCAACAAGACCCAGGAUUGUGUUUGUGACGAGAACGAAGGAAAAUCUGAUACUGAUUCAUGUUAUGGGGCUAUAGUCCAGAAUGAUAUUGGAAUAACAGGAGUGAAGUUUCAGGAACCCAGUUUAGGAGGGCGUGCUUGUUUUCAUAGUUAUGUUGAACGUGAACACAAGUCCUUGAUAACCGAAAAACACACAGUUCAUGCAUUAACAGAAAUCCGUGUGGGGCUGGAGUUAUCAUCAACUAACCUCAACUAUGACCUUCUUGCUGCUAACAAUGAGGAAGAAAUUGAUGUAAAAGUUGAAGGAGGUAUCAGUAGGUUUCAAGGAACAUAUGAAUCUGAAAUUGAUUCCUGAAAAGAGUGAUUUGAAUUUCCUGAAGCAGAAUUCUUUGGAACCUGUGUUACUGGACUUGUCUUUAAACAAACAAGGAAGUAAUACCGAUUGUACUGUGGGGUCUGAUUAUGAUGGGUCUCUUCAGCAGUCAAUUAGGGAAAAUUGGGAUCUGAAUACCUCAAUGGAGUUUUUGGGAAGGCUGUGCAAGUGAUGACCGUCGAGUGCAGCUUCCAGUUGUUCAUGCAGACACAAUUGUCUCUACAUGUAGAUGCUUAACUGAAAUGGUGAUAACUGAUAUUCCGUCAGGAAAACUAACCCCUUCGGAUCAGGGUGAUCAUCUUCAUCUAAGUCUUAGUUCAUCUAAUCUUAGGUAUGUAUUGCGUCAAGAACAAAGUCCAUUGUCUAAGUUAGACAUUAGGAAAUCAAAUCCUUUUUUAUGCUUACCAGGCAGAGGUAUGCAGUUUGAUGAUCUUAAUGGUGCACUAAAAGUUGUUAAGCCAGAACCAUUUGCCGAGGGCUCCAAACUUGAGUUUAGAAGUGAUAAAGAUAAUGGACUGGGACUAUCAGAUGGUGCUGCAAUGAAGCAUGAAUUAGAUGAUCAAUGCAGUCUUGAAAUUCCCAACGCGUUAGUAGUCCAAUGAACAUAGUUAAGGCUAAAUCUGAAUCAGUUUAUGUAAGCAAACAGAGAGCACUCGAGGCAUUAGGGAGUAGAUUAGAACUAGUAGGUAAGGAAGUUUUUCCAGUACAUAAUUCUUGUCCUAUAGCAACGCUUUUUGCGGCAGAAAUGCCAGAAGCAGCUGAAAAUCCUUAUUGUUCAACUGAUUUGAUUACUUAAUAGGAAAUUGCCCCAGGACAAAUGUGUUUGUAGUGGUCGACUUGUCAACUCUGAAACGACGUAUGUAAGCAAGGAUUCAGGUUCCAAAGAUUCCAGUAGUUCGGUUAUUAACUAUCCGUUAUUGAAGAUGAAAAUCAGAAUAUUCCUCAGCAGCAUCCCUUAAAAGUUGUGGAAGAACAGUACGCUAGUUUGCAGGGAGGUGAGGGAAGUUCUGUGAGUAAUGAGGAAAAGAUCAUUAUAUCAGCCUAUUCAUUAGAAGACUCUUAUAGUUCUGAAUAUGAAUCAGAUGGAAAGCGGGAUGUGAACGAGGCGAUGAAUGCACUAGAUAAUGAUAUAGAAGAAGAUUAUGAAGACGGAGAGGUUCGGGUACUGAUAUUUAAAACUCAAGUAGAAAGCAGUGUCUAUAGAAAGCACUAGAUAAUGGACUUGUUGAAGAGAAUACCAGUAGGGUGUGCUUGAGCAAGGCCAACAAAGCUACAAAAGCCACAGGUACAAGGCAAUUCUUUCAGUGUGAGAAAAUAGAUGCCUUGGAGGCCCAGGAAAUUGCUUCUGAGAAAGCUACUAAUGGAAUUGAAGAAAACCAAUAGUGAAAAUUUUUCUUAGUGAUGCAGAGAAUGUUAAACCUGUAGAUUCUGUACAAAACGAUUUGCCAAACGUUAAGUCGUUAAGUAAUGAUGAUGUGACCGAUGAUUUUACUCAUUGCAGCGGAGAUAGCCAGUUGGUUAAUCCGUGACAAGCUUCCUUAUCUCCUAGUGAAACAAGAUCUAAUUUAGCGAGGUCGGUUUUUACACAAUCUGAUAGGGAACAAAUACCCGACAUGGCGCAUGAAGGGGGGAAAUUACAAUCUCAAGGAAGGUGAUUAUUUCUUAACUGCACUAAAAUUGCACUGAUUACUCUCUGCAUUGCUGAUUUCUUUUCAUUUUUCUAGAGAUGACCCAUACAGUGACUUUUCCCAGAAAUUUUAUGUGAAUAGACGUAAGAAUCUAUCAGCCCGAACGAGUUUUACUCGUAGAAGAGGUAGAUUCACUAUUAGGAUAAACCAAGGUGACUGGGAUUUUAAUCCAGGAGUUCACAAUGAUCAAAUUCUACCAUUUGAUGCCUGUAGAAGUAAACACAUGCCUGCUGUUUCUGAUGGUGGCAUUGAUCAAAACCACUAUAAAAUUAAACCCGAGGGUCCAUGUUGCUGUGCUCGUCAACGGAGUAGACAAAUAUUAGAUGAUGAAACCCCCCUUUGUGAUAUACCCUCUAGGAGGAGGUCACCUGAUAUAAGAGAAGGACCUCGUAGAUGCAUUCGUGAACCUGCGUCCGAAUUGGUUGGACUGCGACACGGUGAAACGUUUACGAGGACUUUUGAAGAUGAGACCUUGGAUCCAAUAUAUGCACACCCUCAACCUCCAUUUGAAGUAGAUAGGCGUCCUUUUAUCCAAGACCAAAGGAACUUCCCUAUUCAAAGGAAAAGUUUUCCUAGAGUUGAUACGCCCUCCUGGCCAAUGGUUUCCAUCCAAAAGAAAGUCCGACAGGUUUUUUGGACAUUCAGAAAUGGCUCGUCGAAGUCCGACAGGUUACGGGAUGAGAUCUCCUGAUCAAUCUCCACCUAUUGAUCGAGAUCAGCCAAUUCGAAGACGGGGUUUCUUAGUUUCGCCACUCCCUUGGUAUGGAUUUUGCUCGUGACCACGAACAUAGGAACUGAACUGACAGAAUCUCCUUCCGAAACAGGAGGUUUGAAGAUAUGGAUCCUCGAGAUAGAUAGGAUAGAGGGCGGUGAAUACUUUGAUGAGUCUGUCGAACUGACUUGUGAUGACAACGGUGACGAUCGAAGAAGGUUUCAUGAAAGAUAUGAACAUCGAAGACACCGAACAUCGGUACCCAUUGCAGCCGCAAUGUAACAAUUCUGAUGGUGAAAAUUAUCAUGACGGUAUUAUGGAUGCCUUUCCGAUACCGUGCUGGUGGUGAACUACCAGAGUUUCAUGAAAGAGGUAAGUUUAGGGAGAGGGAAUUUGAUUUACCAUGACGAACAGGGAUGAUGAUUGAAGAGCAUGGAGUUGAAGAUUAUAGACAUGCUCGACAGUCGUGGAAUGAACAUACUAGGUUCAGGUCGGUCGGGUUGAAAUAUUUGUUAGACCCAAUAUAAUUAUUUGAGUUGUUCGGAGCGAUUUUUAAUAACAUGUUAGACAAAUAAAAUAUUUA